Prunus persica (peach) is the source of this 1288-nucleotide messenger RNA. RefSeq names its product peroxisomal 2,4-dienoyl-CoA reductase. The transcript has 5 exons. Gene Ontology annotation, molecular function: 2,4-dienoyl-CoA reductase (NADPH) activity. The coding region runs from base 148 to 1041 and encodes 297 amino acids. Lineage: Eukaryota; Viridiplantae; Streptophyta; Magnoliopsida; Rosales; Rosaceae. Gene Ontology annotation, biological process: fatty acid catabolic process. The record is from RefSeq and is a predicted model, not a curated record.
UUUAGACGGAAAUACAGUUUCGCAAACUUAAAUGACGUUUUGUCAUAAAAAAAGCCUUUAUUUUGGACCACAAACUGUAUUCUUAUAUGAAACAAAACAAGAGUUUCAUAGUUAGAAAGCAGAACGGAGAAAAUCAGAUUGAGAGAGAUGGAGUCACCGUUCAAGGCUGAUGUGGUGAAAGGGAAGGUGGCUCUGAUAACAGGAGGAGGGUCGGGGAUUGGGUUCGAAAUAUCAACCCAAUUUGGCAAGCAUGGAGCCUCCAUUGCCAUCAUGGGUCGACGCAAGCAAGUCCUUGACUCUGCUGUCUCGGCUCUUCAGUCUCUCGGAAUUCAGGCUGUUGGUUUUGAGGGGGAUGUUCGUAAACAUGAAGAUGCAAAAAGAGUGGUGGAAUCAACUUUCCAGCAUUUUGGUAGGCUUGACAUACUUGUGAAUGGUGCAGCUGGCAAUUUUCUUGUAUCAGCCGAGGAUCUAUCCCCUAAUGGAUUUCGAACAGUUAUGGAUAUUGAUGCUGUUGGAACAUUCACAAUGUGCUACGAAGCACUCAAGUAUCUUAAAAAAGGAGGACCAGGAAGGAGGUCAUCUGGUGGUGGAACAAUAUUGAACAUCAGUGCUACUUUACAUUAUACAGCUUCUUGGUAUCAAGUCCAUGUAGCAGCUGCGAAGGCAGCGAUUGAUGCCACUACAAGAAACUUGGCAUUGGAGUGGGGAGCUGACUAUGACAUUAGGGUGAAUGGAAUAGCUCCAGGCCCCAUUGAUGAUACGCCUGGCAUGAGUAAACUUGCACCUUCGGAGAUAAAUAGCAAAGCUAGAGAUUACAUGCCUUUGUAUAAACUAGGGGACAAAUGGGAUAUUGCUAUGGCCGCCCUUUACCUUGCUUCGGAUGCAGGGAAAUUUAUAAAUGGAACUGUCAUUAUAGCUGAUGGAGGACUUUGGCUGAGCCGGCCUCGCCAUCUGCCAAAAGAUGCGGUGAAGCAGCUUUCACGAUCAGUAGAAAAGAGAUCUAGAGAUGCACCAGUAGGGGUUCCAAGGAGCAAGUUGUAAGGCAUAGAAUAAGUACAUGAUCUUUUUUUUUUUCGAGGAAUUUUCCUAUUGAGAGGGGUAAUAAUAUGCCAAACUCACACACGAUACAUGAAUGCUAGGACCUUGUAUGAGGGAUCAAUUGCUCCAAACCACUGCACUAGUAGGUCCUUUGCGUGUGCCAAGUUGUUAGCAUGCUUAUUUUGUGUUUAUGUUAUAUCUUAAUAUGUUUGGAAAGGUAAUAAUAAAAUCUUCAUGGGAUUAUUAAUUU